CUGGCACGGGGCACACAGGGCAUCUCCCCUUCAACAGGGCAGGACAAGGCUGAGCAUUGAGAUCAAAGUGCCCUGUCCCCUCUGUCACUUACCCCAGUGGUAGAAGCCAGAUCCAAAACAAAGGGAGACUGCUACAUAAAAGGAGGCAGACAGAGGAGCUGGAGGCUUCAGAGAGAAGGGGGAGAGCAGAGGUAGGAGGAGGGCAGUGCUGGCUCUGCCACUCCAGGGGGAUACCAGCUCUGACUGUGCCAACUGCGCCAGCACCCAGAUUCAGGUCAUGGACACGGACGACCCCCUGUUACAAGACGCGUGGCUUGAGGAGGAGGAGGACGAAGCCAUCGUUAGAUCGCCGAUGCACAGUAGCUGCCAAUGGACCUCCAAGCCUUUAAAGGACUCCAUGCCCACCUGUAACUUUUGGAACAUUGUUGGCUGGAUAUUCACCAACCCUUAUUGCGCCGCGUUCUUACUGGCCUCGGGCUGCGUGGUUCCCGUAGCCUUGUCGGUUAUUAUGUUUGUUUGUUACCCCACCCUCGAUAUCGAUAUUUCUUACAAUGCGUUUGAAAUCCGGAACCACGAAUCCUCCCAGCGUUUCGACUCCCUCGCGCUCGCCCUGAAAUCCCAAUUCGGCUCCUGGGGCAGGAACAGGCGGGACGUGGCGGACUUUACGUCGGAAACUCUGCAGAGGCUGAUCUCAGAGCAGCUACAAACGCUUCACGUAAAUACCUCUCAACGGGACAUUGACGUCAGGGUGAAACGCGGCCUGGUUCCUCCAGACAUCCCAGCAAGAACUGACCUCACGGACACGGGGUCUUCAAACCCUGUGAGAUCUGCGCUUAACCAAUCCCGCCGCGCACGGCACUUACCCGGCGGGUUUGUCACGGCGAACACUCAAAGCCACGCCCACUGGCGGAUCGAGCUUAUAUUCCUCGCGAGAGGGGACAACGACAACAAUAUAUUUACGAAAGAACGUCUGAUGACCAUUCACGGGAUCGAAAGGAAGAUCAUGGAUCAUCCCCGCUUCCGAGAGUUUUGUUGGAAGCCUCGUGAAGUUCUGAAGGACCUUCCUCUCGGAUCAUACGCGUACUGCUCUCCUCCGAGCUCUCUGCUGACGUAUUUCUUCCCCACGGAAAGAGGAGGAAAGAUAUACUACGAUGGCAUGGGGCAAGACUUGGCCGACGUUCACGGUUCACUGAAGCUGGCGAUGACCCAUCCAGAGUUUUACUGGUACGUGGAUGAGGGUCUCACUACGGAAAAUCUGAAAAGUUCUCUCCUCCGGAGCGAGAUUUUAUUCGGGGCUCCUCUGCCCAAUUAUUAUUCCGUGGAAGACCGGUGGGAGGAACAGCACAGAAAGUUUCAGAACUUUGUCACGUCCUACAUUAGUGUCUUGUCGAAAGAGUCCACAAGUAAAGUGCAGGUGCUUUACGGCGGGACCGAUCUCUUUGACUACGAAGUGAGGACCACCUUCAACAAUGACAUGAUGUUAGCGCUUAUUAGCAGCAGUUGUAUAGCUGUGUUGGUCUACGUCCUUACUUCCUGGUCAGCUUUCCUGUCCUUUUUCGGGAUCGCCAGCAUCGGCCUGAGCUGUCUCGUGGCUCUUUUCUUAUACCACGUGGCCUUUGGUAUUCAGUAUCUUGGCAUCCUCAAUGGGGUGGCUGCCUUUGUUAUUGUAGGAAUUGGAGUCGAUGAUGUUUUUGUGUUUAUAAACACGUAUCGGCAGGCCGAUCACAUCAAAGACCCUCAACUCCGUAUGAUCCACACCGUUCAAACCGCGGGGAAAGCCACGUUCUUUACCUCUUUAACCACAGCUUCCGCUUACGCCGCCAACAUCUUUUCUCAGAUUCCCGCAGUCCAUGACUUCGGCCUGUUCAUGUCUCUGAUCGUCUCGUGCUGUUGGGUGGCUGUUUUGUUCAUUAUGCCAGCGGCUCUGGGAAUUUGGGCUGCCUACAUAUCUCCAUUGGAAAGCAUGUGCCAUGCCAAUUGUAGUGAAAAGUGUCUGAAGACGAACAGUCUGGACGUAUAUGAGGACCUUCCUCCAGACACGUCGCCCAGGCCCGUCCAUGGUGACAUUCAUUACCUGGACGAUGACAUCCCUCUUUUGACCGUAGAAGAUGACCCUGGGUCGCUUGACCUGGGUGACGUGCCUCUGGUUUCCGUGCUGCCAGACACAGUGGACCAAAAGACGGAGGCAGACAGAAGAGAUCCGGUGAUUAGGUGGCUACAAGCCAUUCUGCACCAUUGUGUCCUGUGGACAACUACCAAAGGUCGGCAUAUCACUGUAGGUUUUUUCGUGGCGGUCCUUGUUCUCUCCAUAGCCUUCGCAGCUCAUCUUCGUCCUGCCAGUCGAGCCCCUGUUUUGUUCCGGCCAGAUACCAACAUACAGCUCCUUCUGGACCUCAAAUACAACCUAAGUGCGGAGGGAAUAUCUUGUGUGACAUGCUCAGGCCUGUUCCAGGAGAAGCCCCGCAGCCUUCAAAACAACAUCCGCACCUCUUCCGAGAAGAAGAAGAGAGGCUCCCUGUCCCAGUGGAACUCGAGAGGCUCCAGCGAGGCCGGACACCAGGAUCUGCAAAGAACUGUGUAUAUCACAAAGUGUAAAUGGGCAGGACGCCUAACGGUCUACAGAUUGUCCUUUAAUGCCACCGCUCCGUCACCCUGGCAGCCGGCCCUCCCCGGAGAGGAUGAAGUUACCUCGUUUCAGGUGUAUAAGGUUCCUUACGGUAACUUCACCAGGAAGCUGACAGCUUGUGUGUCCACCAUAGGGCUGCCCACUGAGACGUGUCCAAGGAAGUGGAUGAUCACGUCGUCAACCUGCGACACUCGAAGAGGCUGGAAACUUGACUUUAGCUUCUAUGUUGCGGAUAAAGAGCAGACCUACUCAAGGAAGCUGUAUUUUGCUUUAUUGCAUAAAAAUCUCUCGCACGGGAGAGUUUGUGCAUCGCUGCCCGGCUGCCUCCCGGGUUCUGGACCUGAUGGGCCAAAUAAAGGGGUUUUCUAUGUCCCCAUUGAAAAAGGGACUCCGAAGAAGCCGUCCCCAACAUUAGGCUUUAACCCUUGUUUAAACACGGCCUGUGGGAAGCCAGCCGUCCGUCCUCUCGUGGACACCGGCGCCAUGGUGUUUGUUGUUUUCGGAAUACAAGGAAUAAACCGGACAAGGGGUCCGGACAAUCACGUCCUCGGGGAGCUGGGCAGGGUCAUCUACGACGACAAAUUCGAUCUCUUUAAAGAGAUUGGCAACCUGUGCCGGCUGUGUAAAGUGAUCGGGAAUAACAGAGAGCUGGUGAAAGCCGGCGGCGCCCAGUGCCUCCCAUCAGGUUAUAGUAUAUCCUCCUUUCUUCAGAUGUUACAUCCCGAGUGUACGAACAUCCCGGAGCCCAAUCUGCUCCCGGGUCAGCUGUCCCACGGCGCCGUCGGAGUGAAGGAGGGGAAGGUCCAGUGGAUCUCCAUGGCUUUUGAAUCGACGACCUACAAGGGCAAAUCUUCCUUCCAGACAUACAAAGACUACUUAAAAUGGGAGUCAUUUCUACAACAGCAGCUGCUGCUUCUCCCUGCGGAUUCCGCUUUGAAGCGUGGAUUUCAGACCUGCGAGCACUGGAAGCAAAUAUUCAUGGAAAUCAUAGGGGUGCAGAGCGCUUUGUACGGACUUAUUCUGUCUCUGGUUAUCUGCGUGGCCGCUGUCGCCAUCUUCACCACUCAUAUUCUUCUCCUGCUACCCGUCCUGCUUACUAUACUAGGGGUGGUCUGCUUGGUGGUCACCAUUAUGUACUGGCUGGGAUGGGAAAUGGGCGCCGUGGAAGCAAUAUCCCUGUCUAUCCUGGUGGGAUCAUCGGUGGAUUACUGCGUUCACUUGGUGGAAGGAUAUCUCCUGGCGGGGGAAAGUCUCCCUCCGCACCUCAAAGACGAUCCGGUCGCCUGCCGGCAGUGGAGGGCAUCAGAGGCCGUCCGCCACGUCGGAGUCGCCAUCGUGUCCAGCGCCAUAACCACCAUCAUCGCCACCAUCCCGCUCUUCUUCUGCAUAAUCGCCCCUUUCGCCAAGUUUGGGAAGAUCGUGGCUCUGAACACCUGCAUCUCCAUACUCUACACCCUGACGGUGAGCACGGCACUGCUUAGCGUCAUGGCGCCCGGCGCCUUCGUCAGGAGCAGGACUUCUUUCCUCAAAGCAGCGCUGGCCGUGGUCUGCUGCGCCGCCGGAGGCUUUGGUGUUUACAUCACGCUGCUCAGGAGCGGUUUGAGCGUCGCUUUCCUUAGCGGCUCCCCCCCGUAGAGCAAAAACACCUUUUUUUUCUAUACAGUUUUUGGUAAACAUUCGAUUUUUUUGCGAAGGGCAGAUAUUGGACAGAAUCACCGCGCCGCGCGUUCCUCUCAACGCAGAUGCACUUUAUUCGUUUUUCACUGAUGCAUAUGACAGCAAAAGGGUGCAAGAAAGUGGUGUUCCAACGCAUCACGGGGCGCGCCCAAUCGGAACGCUUUAUCCUUUUCUAUCGUCGCAUCGCACUUGGUCGCAGCACAGCUGAAGUUGCCUUAAACAGCAUCCGAGGUCAAAAAAAAAA
Messenger RNA from Spea bombifrons (plains spadefoot toad), 4547 nucleotides. It is a transcript of the gene DISP3, whose product is annotated as dispatched RND transporter family member 3. Bases 278 to 4261 code for a protein of 1327 amino acids. The transcript has 21 exons. Lineage: Eukaryota; Metazoa; Chordata; Amphibia; Anura; Pelobatidae. Gene Ontology annotation, cellular component: membrane. The record is from RefSeq and is a predicted model, not a curated record.